CAGGUGCAAAGAAGACAGCAAAUGUCUUACAGUGCAGUCCAAAGCAGUGCACGGAUGUUUUCAAUUCUACAUUAUGCUGACAGUGGUUAGAAUGUUUGUCGAAACCUAUCAAUUAAAGCAGUAAUGUAUCUACAUCUGUGUGGCAGUAAAUGGUCAGUUAUGCAUUGCAUAAAUUAUAUUUCAAGCAACAUAUACGCAAUAAACUGUGUUAGUUAUAGGAUCACGUGUCACACACAAUGCUCAAACCUCUUUAUGUACACCUGUCCAUCUGACAGAUGGGAAUGGGGGAGGGGUGGAGAAAGAGAGAGAGACGGUAGGAGAGAAAAUGGGUCAGAGGAAGAAGCAGAGGAUACAGAAAAAGGAUGCACAUGUCUAAUAAAAAUAGAAAUGAAAAUAAUCAAGCAGACAGGAUUUAAGAACAAAGCACAAAGCUACAGGGGGACAUCGACUAUGUUAAUUCUAGAUGUUAUUUUAAGCACACUACAAAACAAAAAAAUCUUGAUCAGAUGAAUCAUAAUCACAUAGCUAUGAAUCUUAAAAGCAUUGUGAAUAGAUAUGACAACAAUAUCAGAGUGACCAAAACGAAUGUGUCUUCCUAUGGUAUAGACAAUUGGGUUCCAAAGAUUUUUUCCAAAGGCUUUGAAUAGUCUUUAAGAGGAGCAGAUGUUAAUGGCUCAUAAAUAACUCAAAUGGAUUUGUUGAGGGUCAGAACAGGGGAGAGGUUUGUGUGUAAAUGCAUAUGUGUGUCUGUGUAAGAAAGCAGAAGAGAGAGUGAGAAAGCGAGCAACAGAGCACAUGGUGUGGACUGAGUGUAAAUUAGGACCAAGGCCAUUUUUAGGAGAGAAGGGACGGUGGCUGUAUAGCAAGAGGACAGAGUGACCUACACGCUCACUAAAUGACCAGCUUUUCUCGCUGGAAAUUGUGCAUGGUCUAAACAUUGUCGUAUGAGCUCCUUUUAUAUAUUGAUAACUUUUAAAUAAAUGGGGAAAUAUAGAUGUAUUUGCAUAGUUGACCCCUAGUUAGUUACUAAUUUCUAAGCAAACAAGACUUACAAGAAAUAUUUGAAUGGCUCACAAAAAAAAAAAAAACAAUCCAAUCUUCAUCUGCAAAAAAAAAAAAAAAAAAAAAAAAAAAAGUUUGAUGUCACAUUUAACAGAUAUAUGCAACAUUUUUCAGUGUUAUAGUAUUGCUACAAAAUAAAAUUGUUGUAGAGUUUUAACAUCUAAUCCAGUCAUUUCCUUAUACCUACUUUUUCUCAUUUCCUUUAACAUUUUCUUUUUCAGGUGGUAAUCAGUUACAGCAAAGUGUCUUGAAAGGAAAUGAAAUGACACAGUGAGUCAGUCUUUCACCUACAAUCAAUCAUUUUCAAAAAGAAAUACAAAACCUGUGCUAAAACUGAAAGACAACAAGUUGACAAAAUGAUUAAAUCCAAGAUUUGGUGAUAAUAUUGCUUAAUGAGAAUGAGAGAUUUACAAACACAUUUUAAAAGGCCAUGCAGUUAUUUUUUUAACAGGAACAUCAAAUUGCAGUGAAAAAGAUUAAAAUGUACUUAGUAUAGUAUUUAUAUUUAGUAUAAAUUGGUCAUUUUGAGUAGAAAAUUAAUGUCAAAAAAAACAGCAAGUUACUAAACCUAACAACAAAAGCAACCAUAAAGCAGUGUAAAUGCAACUCAAAAACAGUGAAAAAUUCAACCUUAUUAAUUAUUAAUGCCCCUUCAUGGGAACACCAGUAUCAUAACUUUGAUAUUUACUCAAAGAAUCCAUGUAAACAUAACAAACAAUUCCAAGUAAAAUAUACUUAUGAGUUCAAACUUUAAUUUCUACAAGCUUGAAUUGAGUACUGAUGUAGAAUUUACUCUUUUUUUAAAUUCUUGUCUGAACUAAAUUAUUUAAUGUAGAAAUUACAUUUGUUUUUCUGUAGUAUUUACCACAGAAUCAUUUUUAUCAGUGUUGGUAAUUUUACAAGCACAAGCGCAAAUGAUAAUACUAAAUGACAUUAAACAUUACAAGGAACCUCUUAACGGUCUUGGGGCUGUGGGGAGCGUAAGACAAAAUAAGCAAGCACUGCUCUAGCAUGUCAACACAGCCCUAGCUUGACGUUUAUGUGUGUGCAUGUCUGGUCGUCUCAGAUUUCACCUUGUAGUAAAACUAUUUAAUCUCUUGGCUCAGCAAUAUAUCACUUACAGUUCAAGAAAGGUAUCAUUACAUUAUGAUAUAAAGCUCCUCUCAGAAUUAAAGGCAGUGUAUUUUUCCAUUAACAUAUUUGAUGGAUCUUUCCAUUGAUAUGGCCAGCCCUUGCAGUUUCCAUUAAAUGUUUCCAUUUCCUGAAAACGUAAAAGUUACCAUUUGUAAUAUUUUUUUCCCUUGUUCUUGUGUGUGUUUUUUAAGCUUAUGUGGAGAGCAUGGCUUUGCUUACAGUUUUGGCAUAUUCAUUUUUAAAUAUCAUAUAAUACACUACUUGCUUUAUACUGUUAAACUUGAGGCGACAGCCAUUUAUGGGUAGAAAGAUAUGCUUGGUGGAAACUCCCACGUUCAAGCAUCAUUUCCUUUUUAGAGACAUCAAAGAUCUGACUGAGUUGGCAAUAAAAGUAAAAAAAAAGAAAAAAAAUAAGAAGAUGAAGUAAAUGCUCAUUUAGAUUAGCUGAUGGUAAGACUUAAAGGUAGAGAGGUCUAGUGUGAAGUCACUAUAACAACAGGAUAAAAACAAAAGAAAAAACAACAGACAAAGCAGGAAACAGGCGUUACAUAAAGCCUAUGUUGAUUUACCUCGACAACCAUGAGCAGCAACUUUCUUUGCGCUCUUCUCAUCCUUGCCUUCCUGGAAUCAGGCAAAUCAAACAGUGGUGUAUCUAUUAGUCACAGUCGAGAUGGAGAUGGCCAGGCCAUUACCUGUGUCCUCUCAGGAGACGAAAACAUGACACAAAUCAACUGGGAGAUGCUAAGAGGCCCGAAUCGCACGAAAGUGGGCACGUAUCACCCACAUUUUGGAAUUUACAUAAUGAAAGAAUAUGAGACUAAAGUAAAGAUGGAGGGCAAAAAAUCUCCUUAUCCAUCAUCAUCCCUUCUCAUUAAAGUAGCAUCAAAUGAGAGCGUGCUAAUCUGUUGUGCGUUCAUAACAUUUCCUUCGGGUAAACUUGAGCAGUGUACUGAUAUUAGCAAGAAAGAUGUCAGUGUCAACAAGUCUAUUAUGAAAGAUUUUACAUAUGUGGAACCAGAACCAAGGCUGGGAUUAUUUGGAAAUUUGGGUGCAAUGAUCAUUGGAACUAUUCUCUCCCUUUUUAUCCUGACCAUCCUUUUCUAUUUAUGCAGAAAAAACAGCUGUAGAAGGAAGAAGUCUUUUAAAAUACGAACAUACUUGACAGACUCACCGGCUGAGACAUUUGCUGAAGAAUCAGAUGAUGCACCAGCUUCUCAAAGUUCUGCAAAUGGCUUUGACCCCUCAAAACUUUAUGCCAAGAUCAAAAAAGACCUUUUCUAUGGCCGGCUGUGGAAGUCUUACCAAGGCCAACCCAAACCAUGGACCCAAGGUACCAUGACUGAUCAAGGACACGUUUACCACCUGUUAGGACAGAGUCCCGUACCACAAAGAAAUGUGGAGGGCAGCCCCUUGAGGCCAGAAACAACAGAAAAUUCAGAAGAACAUUUCAGUAGUUGUUAGAGUCCAGUCUUUCCAGUGUGAUUGAGAGGAACCUUGUCAUAUUUGUGUAAUGUAAAAUAGCUUAAAGCAGACUUUAAAAGAAAUUAAUUAAUAUUUUUUUUGUUUUGUUCUUUAGUUUAAGGUAAAUAAAUGUUUCUAAAACUGAAUAAACUUUCAUGUGAGAAUCUAACAGA
Messenger RNA from Cyprinus carpio (common carp), 3830 nucleotides. RefSeq lists its product as uncharacterized. The record is from RefSeq and is a predicted model, not a curated record. Gene Ontology annotation, biological process: positive regulation of mast cell activation; cytokine production; positive regulation of Fc receptor mediated stimulatory signaling pathway. Lineage: Eukaryota; Metazoa; Chordata; Actinopteri; Cypriniformes; Cyprinidae. Gene Ontology annotation, cellular component: external side of plasma membrane.